Messenger RNA from Clonostachys byssicola, 762 nucleotides. Lineage: Eukaryota; Fungi; Ascomycota; Sordariomycetes; Hypocreales; Bionectriaceae. The record is from the annotation of a GenBank genome assembly.
AUGUCUCUCAGCGGAAAGGUAUAUGCCGUGACAGGCGGUGCAAGCGGCAUCGGCCUUGCCACAGCCAAGCUCAUCUCAGAAUGUGCGGGAACUGUCUGCAUCGCUGACGUUAACACUGCUGCCCUGAAAGAAGUCGAGGCCUAUUUGAAUUCGAAAUCGCCAAAGCCUCUGUAUUCAGUGAAUCAAGUCGAUGUGUCCAAGAAGGAUCAAGUAGAAAGCUGGAUUGCCGGUAUCAAAACGCAGUUCGGUCGGCUAGAUGGAGCAGCAAACAUUGCCGGCAUCAUUGGAGAAGGCCAUGGAGUCCAGCCUCUUACGGAGCUUGAAGACGAUGAGUGGUUUAAAAUACUGAAUGUCAAUCUAACUGGUAUGAUGUAUUGCCUUCGUUCGGAAUUGAACCACAUUGAGGAUGGCGGAUCAAUCGUCAACAUGGCUUCUAUACACGCCACAACUGGCGUAGCAAACCAUGCUGCUUACGCCGCAAGUAAGCACGGAGUCUUGGGCCUCACUCGCGUCGCCGCCAAAGAAAAUGGUCAUCGAGAAGUACGCGUCAAUGCAGUUGCUCCGGGGCCAAUCUAUACUCCCUUGAUGCAAGGGUAUUGGGACCGGACAGCAAGGCCAGCCGAUGCUCCCUUUGACGAGCCCAUUGCAUUUCGACGCCAGGGGACUGCUGAAGAGGUAGCAAAAGUAGUUGUCUUCUUACUUGGACCAGAGAGCAGUUUUGUCAGCGGCAGCUGUUAUUCGGUUGAUGGCGCCUGGAUAUAG